Molecule: messenger RNA, 3066 nt
Organism: Paramisgurnus dabryanus
Lineage: Eukaryota; Metazoa; Chordata; Actinopteri; Cypriniformes; Cobitidae
Gene: pdgfc
Product: platelet derived growth factor c
Biological process (GO): positive regulation of MAP kinase activity; platelet-derived growth factor receptor signaling pathway; positive regulation of cell population proliferation
Cellular component (GO): membrane
Molecular function (GO): platelet-derived growth factor receptor binding; growth factor activity
Source: RefSeq, a predicted model, not a curated record
CUGUGUGCGACUCUAGCAGCAGCAACAGCAGCAGCAAGCGCUGAAUGGUCCCCGCCUCUCCGGGGAGUUUCCUCACGGGGAAGUUUGACUUUAUGUGUAGCACCUGUUGUGCCGCCAGUCGGCCGUCUGCACUCGCCAAAAAGUAGGAGCCAUCGUCGCAGACACCUAAAAUAAGACCAUAAUAGACCUUAAGUUGCUUCAGAAAGUUGGAUAUGAGUCGGUCGCGAGUUACAUCAUUUGGAAAUUAAACGAGAACCGUUUCAACAAGUAUGCAUCGCGUGCGCGUUUACGCAGAUGGACUGUGUUUGGGAAAAGUCGAGCACUUUGCAGAAAGGCACAUGUAUGUUUCGCGUUUCAACAGAUUUUAGUUGUGAGAUUGCAGCCGUACGCACGUUGAAAUAUCCUUUUAACGCGAUUUGUCAAAACUACUAGGCUAAUUUGCUAACAGGUGCGCGCUCACUCCAGCUCCUUCAACUGUGCGCAGAUGCUUCUCCGUUAACUUUCGCCAACAAAGUUGCCAGAAACCGGAGAAAUACUCAGGAUUAUGUGGACUUCACCUUGCACGUACCUCUCACAGACGUGUCCAAAGUUGGAUACUCGUCUCACAAGCAAUAUAUUUGCAUGGUGAUUGAAAAAGUACAUCCAAAGUGCAUAUAAGCACCGACAGCCAUCAUUUAUCCAAAUGAUUUCGUUGCUUCUCUUAAUUCUUGUAUCGUCUCUUCAUCCGCGUGAGUCGGUGGCGGAAUCGAGUCACAGUAAGAUUCUCCACACCGGUACGAAAGACCAAAACGGAGUUCAAGAGUCUCAACAUGAGAAGAUCCUCACUGUCACUGGGGAAGGAAUUAUUCACAGUCCUAACUUCCCCAACACAUAUCCUCGCAAUACAGUUAUAGUUUGGAGACUGGUGGCAGUCACAGAGGCAUCUAGAAUCCAGCUGACCUUUGAUCAACGCUUUGGCCUGGAGGAUUCAGACGAUGGCAUUUGCAAGUAUGAUUAUGUGGAAGUGGAGGAGCCUGUCGGAGGGAUGGUACUGGGGCGUUGGUGUGAUUCCCAAGUGCCCCCAGGGCCACAAGUAUCCAAGGGUAACCAGAUCCUGAUCCGCUUCGUCUCUGAUGAAUAUUUUCCAUCGGACCCAGGUUUCUGCAUCCGUUAUUCUUUACUUCAACAGAAACAACAGGAGCCUGAGGCAGCUGCGCAGGUUCUUUCAUGGAUGCAGAGUGUUGAUGCUUUGAAUGAGGCUGUAUCUACUUUCAGUACAAUGGAGGAGGUGAUGAAAUACUUGGAGCCAGAGCGCUGGCAGGUGGACAUGGAGGACCUUUACAAGCCUACUUGGCAGGUGGUGGGCAAGUCUUUCUUCCACCAAAAGAAAAGAGGAGUGGUGGAUCUAAACCUGCUUCGAGAGGAAGUACAGAUGUACAGUUGCACUCCACGAAAUUUUUCCGUCUCACUGCGCGAAGAGCUGAAAAAGACAGACGCGAUCUUUUGGCCCAGUUGCCUGCUGGUGAAGCGCUGCGGGGGAAACUGUGCCUGCUGCUCUCAUCGCUGCUAUGAUUGCCAGUGCUCGCCCACCAAGGUGGCCAAGAAAUACCAUGAGGUUUUAAUGCUAAAACACAGGACAGGGGGUCGCGGGCUGCAAAAAACUCUGACAGACGUCCUCUUGGAGCACCACGAGGAGUGUAGCUGUGUGUGUAAAAAUGACUCCGACUAAACCAGUCCUAGGAAAAUACACUGGCCCCCCAACAGACUUUGCUUCACCCAGGGAAUUUUUUUCUGGCAAAGUGAGCGUUUUUACCCUGAUGUUGCAAACUAAUGAAACCCAGGUUUGGAGAUCUUAUCUUGACUCAUCUAAGCCUAUAGUUCCAUUCUCUUCGGGCUCCAAAUCCAUCAAGAAUUAACCCAUGAAGUUUCCACUGGCCUCAUGAUAGCAUGGAAUAUUUGGAGGAUAAUUGGACACAGUCCUUACUUCUGUGUGUGCAGGUUUGCAUAUAAUGUACUGUAUAAGUGUGUGUGUGCGCACAUGCACAGACCAAUCCAGGUUUAGGAAAUGAGAAUGCGGAAGAGAUGAUCUUAAAAUUUAUAUCUUGGAUUCCAGGAUAACUAGAUGGCCUGAAGUGAGUUGAGUGAUUUUGGUUUGGAUGAGUAAGUGAAUAAAAGGAAGAGAGAGAAAAUGAGAAAAAGCCAAACUAAACUAUGAAUUACUGUUACUCCAAAGGGACUCAUGUGUUUCCUAAAGAUGUGUUACUUGAGGAGCAAGCACAUUUGGCAACAGAUGUUUUCUUGAAUAGUUUUUGGGCUUAUUUUUCAUCACAGAAAAUAUCAAAGGACCCUAGCUGUAACAUCGUGCAUCCACUUUCAAAGGAGGACAAUUUUGUGGUGGUUUGGACACUGUCUUUUAUAGGAUAUCCCAAAGACAUGAAUUUCUUGAAUAGACCAGCUCUCCACUGUCUUCUUAUCACUGAAUUGAAAGCCAGAUUUUCAUUAAUAGAUUGUAAAGAGUCAUUCAGGGAAGAUGAGCAUGUCAUUUUGCUACUUUUCAAAAUGAAAUGAUUGAACAGCGGAAAUCUUUUUGCUCAUCUUUUACUGUUUGAAACGAACUAUAGACUCUUGUGAGAAUGGCUUCAUUCACACUAUUAAACUAUAAAAAUGCAAAAGUGAAUCUUGUGUAAAUACAUUUAAAGUUCUGUUUUUUGGACUUUUUUCUACAUUAUUACAAUUUUUGGUACUGAAUUUUUGGACAGUUUUGUUAGAAUCUUUUUCCGCUUUCAUAAUCACAGUAGUAUUUUGUUGCAGUAUUAGGCACUCUUUUGUGGAGACAUUUAUACUUUUCAAUUCCACUUGUUUGAUAUACGUAAUAAAGCAUUGUUUUGGAUUAAGGAAUGUUAGAUGUUCAUGUACAUAGACUUUUUAGAAUUUAAAGGGACAUAGAACUGCCAGUACUCUGUUGCUCUUACCAUUUAAAUGAUUAUCAAACUUUUUGUGGGUUUUCCAAGUGACACACAAGUUAUAAACUGCAACCUGACAUCAACCUUUCAGAUAUAAAAGAUGCAUUAAAACACAUCAAACUGC